GUUGUGGAACAAAAAUCAUGCAGGCGGACAAAGAUAAUUCAUAACGGUUGAUAUAUUGAGCUCCUCGUCAAAGGGUGGGGAAGAAUGUCACUGUAUACAAAAAGGCUUCUGGCAGUUCUCCCCUCCAUUUCUCCUUUCAUUAGCAAUUCAACCAUAUAGGAGGAACAUUUUCACUAAAUAUAAGCUCAUGGACCAAGUGCACCUUGUAUCCGUGGCAACACCAGGGUCUGAAAAUAGCACUGCGUCCCUGUCACCCAACACUUCAGGGUCUCCAAAUUCUGAAGACUGGGAUAUGGUCUACACCAUCAUCCCCCCUUACAUCUUCAUCCUUUCCCUGCUAGGCCUCCUCUUUAACAGCUUUGUCCUGGGGGUUUUCUUCAUCCACAAGGAUCGACUGACAGUAGCUGAAAUUUACUUGAGCAACCUGGCGCUGGCUGACUUUAUCCUCCUGUGUGGCCUCCCCUUCUGGGCUAUGAGCAUCCUCUACAACUACAACUGGCCCUAUGGAGAUUUCCUGUGCAAAAUGGUCAACUCCAUCAUCAUUAUCAAUUUCUACACCAGCAUCUACACACUUGUGAUGAUUAGUGUAGAUCGCUACCUUGCAAUUGUGAAAACCAUGAAGGCGAGGUGGCUGAGAAGAAGACUUCAUGCAAAAGUGAUUUGCUUCAUUCUGUGGAUAUUCGGUCUCCUAUCGAGUACUCCGGUCAUGGUUCUAAGAAAGGUAAAAGUCUUAGAGGAGUACAAGACAACAUCCUGUGUCCUGGAUUAUAGUCACAGCAGCUUUUGGAAGUUGGCCCAUCAGAUUCAGGUGAACGUGGUGGGGUUUGCCCUUCCUGUUAUAGUCAUUGUUUUCAGCAGUGGGAACAUAGUCAAAGCUUUGGCUCGGAGGAGGGAGCAUGUAGCUUUUAAUGAAAUAAAGGACACAAAGGCCACACUACUGAUGUGUGCCGUCACACUACUUUUCUUAUUUUGUUGGGGUCCCUUCCAGAUUUUCACCUUUCUCGACACGCUCUGUGAUGUCGAAGUGUUGGAUGAGAAGCUUUGGUUUCACACACUGGAUAUAGGAGGACAAGUUUCAGUGUAUCUGGCCUUUCUCAACAGUACCCUUAAUCCACUGCUGUAUGUCUUCUCAGGGCAGUACUUUAGGAGGAAAGUUAGUGCCAUCUACAGGAGGACUAGAAACACUCGCAGAGGAUCAGAUAUGACAACAUUCCAACGUUCUGUUGUGUCCACUUACAUCAACAGACCAGAGCAGAUAAAACCUGUGGUGAUUUUUUAAAACAAUAGGUCACAUGUUACACACUGUCAUCGUCUUCUGUUGCUGAUAAUGGAGGAAAAAGGUGACAAAACACAUUUGUUGUUGAUUGUUUACUCAAAAUGAAUGCAGAUAUGUGGUUAAAGCACAGCGAGUAUGCAUUUUAUUGUAUUUUUCAGGUUAUAUUUGUGGGCAUUUUGGACAGGACAACUGAAGAGAGACAGGAUAUGUGGGGAGCAGAGAGAAGGGGGGGACUUGCAGCAAAUGGGGGAGCUUGAAUCAUGCCUGCGACCUCUAUGACGAGGGCUGUAGCCUCUGAAUAUGGGGCGCGUGCUUAGACCGCUAGGCCAUCCCUGCCCUGCAGCUAUGCAUUUCAUGGAGUAAUAGAUACAUUCAGAGAUAAUGGACAUGAGCUGUAAAAGACGAAAAGCAAAUUUCAUCUGAAGUGUCUCAAUAAAAGCUCCUCUUUCUCUAUA
Notolabrus celidotus (New Zealand spotty) is the source of this 1731-nucleotide messenger RNA. RefSeq names its product bradykinin receptor B1 (gene bdkrb1). The transcript has 3 exons. Gene Ontology annotation, cellular component: membrane. The record is from RefSeq and is a predicted model, not a curated record. Bases 188 to 1279 code for a protein of 363 amino acids. Gene Ontology annotation, biological process: G protein-coupled receptor signaling pathway; neutrophil chemotaxis; immune response. Gene Ontology annotation, molecular function: bradykinin receptor activity. Lineage: Eukaryota; Metazoa; Chordata; Actinopteri; Labriformes; Labridae.